Hordeum vulgare subsp. vulgare (domesticated barley) is the source of this 354-nucleotide messenger RNA. RefSeq lists its product as uncharacterized. The record is from RefSeq and is a predicted model, not a curated record. The coding region runs from base 58 to 315 and encodes 85 amino acids. The transcript has 2 exons. Lineage: Eukaryota; Viridiplantae; Streptophyta; Magnoliopsida; Poales; Poaceae.
CGCCCCGCACGGUUCCAAUCUGGUUCUAGGGCCGGCCGGCCGAGCCAGCAAUCGACGAUGGGGAAGAACCAGGCGUACAAGGCGAUGCAGCGGGCGCGGCUGGGCUCGUCCUCCUGCGCCCCCGGCGAAGGGGAGGAAGACGGCAUGACGGACGGUUCAUUUCAUUCUCCAGAGUGGCACGCGGCGCGCUUGGCCAGCCUCAACAAGACCCACACCCUCACGUGGGAGGAGUUCAAGAAGAAGCAGAAGGUAUGCGCGGCCUCGGUUUGCUCUCUGCUGCCUUUGUUGGCGGAUUUUAGUUUGUUCACUCUGUAAUUUUGUGCGUCCUGGUCAUGGUUUUAUCCAUGCUGUUGU